Messenger RNA from Microcebus murinus (gray mouse lemur), 5273 nucleotides. NCBI's taxonomy places the organism in Eukaryota, Metazoa, Chordata, Mammalia, Primates, Cheirogaleidae. The record is from RefSeq and is a predicted model, not a curated record.
AGAGAAGAAGUCAAAGACCAACAGCAAACCUAAACAAUUUGGGAACAUCGUUUCUCCCAGUGUCUGUGUUAGUGGCCUUUAACCUGGAGUCCCUGAACCCCCUGAGGAGGAAGGCAUGUACAUAUGUGUAUUUCAUUAUGUCCCCAAAGCUGCUAAGAAUCGCUAGCUGGUCUACGUCUUUGUUGUCUUCCUAAAGCUUUUAAAGAAUCCCCAAUACAGUGGUCUCCUAAAUGUUUUUCACAUGGACCAUUGCCCAGACCAGACACGGGUUCACCACGUAACAAGGACCUUAACAUUUUUGCUCCUCAGUUUCCUUGUCUAAAGUAAUGCAGCCAAUAAAUAGUUCUGUGUCUCCUGUGUAAAGCACGUGCUGAGGCUAAAACGAGGAGGUGGAAUCAGGUGGCCUCUCAGAUCCCUUCUGGCCCCAGGGGCUCGUGAACCACAGCCUCUCCCUGAAUCUGCACCCUGAUUCAGACUCCCUGUGUGCAUGACGUGGGGGAAGGGAAGGGAGAGGUGUGGCGGGCUCUCCCCCAGGAAUCCGCCAGCUCUCCAGAGGCACCUGCUCCCCAGCAAACGGGACAAGCCACAUUCUGCACCAUUCAGCUUUAUCGGAGCCAUUGCCCUGUAAUAUGCAGAUGAGUGAAUCAGAGGAGUCUAGGAACAUUUAUGAUCUGAACAAAGGAGAUAGUUGUUUGAUGAGAAUGGGGGAAAAAUAUGUCCUGCACACAACUGAGUCUCUUCUGCUGACCCUAAUUAUGCCCUGGCUCCCAGUAAUGACAGCUCCAGAAGUCUAAAAUCUUAAAUCUCAAAUGGCAUUCAAUCAGAUUAGCCCCGAUCUCGCUGGAGGGCUGGGAAUGGUCAGAGGACCUACUCAGUCGUCUUAUCUUAAGAUUUGGGGUGGGACAAUCGUCCCAAAGCUGUCUAAGCCAUGGCCCCAGAUACUGGACCACUAAAGUUGAUUUUUGAGGGUUCAGACUUCAAAUGCUCCCACUUUGCACCCAGGAAAAGACGAGCCUCCUAAAGUCACUCAGCCUCCUGGCUGGGCCACUGCCAUAUGCAGAGGACAGAAGACUGGGUAUUCCUGUGGGCACAUUAUAACCUAAUCAAGGAGUAAAUGCCCACACACACAUGCGUCCUCACACUACCAAGUCACGUAGAUACCCAGGCUCAUCAUGCCUGAUCACAUUUAUAGUAUCACAGAAUGUCACAGCUGGACUUUAACUGACUGAAAGUCUAACUUUCCUAUUUUAAAGAUGAUGAAGCCGAGGCCAGAAAGGGUCAGGGAUUUGCCUGAAGUCACACGUCUCGUUAGAGACAGAGCCAGGCACCCCUGGGCCUCCGUGCGGAACAUUGUGCAUCACAGAAGGCAGAAAAGCACAAGUCAGAGACCAAGGGGGACAGAGCAAAGAACAUAAAACAAGGAGAACUGAAGAAGAAUCAAGGAAGCCUUCAUGGAGGAGCAGCCUCUUUGCAAGGAUUCCUUCCUCAAGGCCUCCUGGAAUGCCCCUGCCCUCUUGGCCUGAGUAAUCCCCACUGUCCAGUAAGUCAUAGCACAGACACCUCCUCCCCCAGGAGUCUUCCACAACCUUCCACCCAAGACCAGUGAGGGGGCCUCCUUCUGGGGCAUGGGGGCUUGCUGGCCCCCAUCUUCUCUGUGAGACCAUGAGCCACUGUACAAGGGAGAGAGCCUGACACCACAUGGGGGCCAUGAAUGCCUGAAAGAAUAAAUUAAUAAACUUAGUGAUGGCAAAUUCCUGCCUCCUAGGGACAUAUGAGUAUUGCUUUGUCUCUUAAAUAGCAUUCCACAGAAAAGAGGAAGGAGACAAGGAGGGAGAGCAGAAAUGGAAAGAGGAGAAAUGGAAGGAGGAGAAAUGGAAGGAGGAGUAAAUGGAAGGAGAAGUAAAAAGAGGAUAAAAAGAAGGAACAAGAGGAGCAAACCCUCCCCAUCCUGCAUCCAAUCACCCAGCUCCCAGACUUCCCAAAUGACCUUGCCACCAGCCUCUGUCUCCUACCAGGACACCACUGGGGCCCAUGCUGGGUUCACAUCAGUCCUCAACACACCAGUCUUAACGGCUGAAAAUGCCACCUGGUCUCCCCAGCUCACCUUUUAAAACUUUUCAGGUAUCACACAUCCAAAGCUACAUAAACAUUUGAAGGCAUUUCUGAUUUUAGCCACAUACCUUUCUUAGGAAAUGACCUAAACCUACCUCUUCAAGUUAAGGUGGAGGGGGGGAGGGAAGAAUCACCACAUUUAAAGUCUCUGGAAUUUGGUCACUAUUAGCAAACAAACACAAAGCCACCAAUUAAUGGACUAGGAGCUUCUUUCAAUAUGAAUAUUUUCCCAUUUUCAAUUAAAUGAGAUCUCCCUCUAUUCUCAGCUAUCUCCCAUAUCCACCCUCUUCAUCCCUUCAUUAGUGCAUCUAGUCCACCAAUAAUCAUUUAUCUGCUAUCAUCUUGCACUUACUAUAUCUACGGCAUAGCCCCUACCCUCUAGGAACUUACAGCCCAGGAGAAUAAUAAGGUCUUGUACAUAAAUAACUGGAAGUCCUAAUAGCAACAGUAAAUGUCAUAUAAAUAGCACAAACAAUAGAUACCACUGGAGUUCAUAAACAAGUGGAUUCAUUUCUGGUUUAGAAUAACCAGGAAAGGCUCUCAGAAGGUGGUGGACUUGAAGAAUGCUUAGGAUUUCAACAGGCACAGGAUGGGCACACCAGGUAAAAGUGACAGCCCAAACUAAGCUGGAGAGGUAAAGAAAACUAGGGUGUGUUUGCUUUGAAACUUUUCCUUUCAUCCCUGGCUUUUAUUGAGUCCUAAGAAAAUAUUUUCUAGAAGGCAAGGAGACAGGUUAACUUUGUUCCUGCCUGUUCGUGGUCACUGUGGAAACUCUGAGGAACUCCACAUUCAGAAGGCUGUCAUAACCAAGGCUGACAAGGUGAGGAUUGCCUGCCUUCUCCCUCCUCUCACUUCCCCUCCACCUCACUUCAUUACCCAAGAGUGGCAAACGACUCCAACUUCCCUCAAGACCACCAUGCAGGAAAAUCACUCUCCCCAGGAGGCUGAAGGCCUUGGUCUGCUUGGGACCACAGCAUGAGCCAUCUUCCUUUGUGUCUGGAAGUGUGUGACCUUCCAGGCUCCAGGAAGAGGCAUCCAGUGGAAAUGUCUGAAACAGGCCAUCCAAGCCUUGACCCAGACAGACCCCAGGCCUCAGGCAGAAAGUCUUCCCACUGGCAAAGACAAGGUGAGCACAGUAGAUAUUAUCUCUCUCCACAUCCUGAACCAGUUUGGGCAGACAAGGAGCCCCAACCAUGGUUUAACAGACUGAGAUAACAUUUUAUGAACAUUCCCUUCCUGCUGCCUCUGAUGAGAGAGAUUUGAGAAGAGCCCCUCCCUGCUGAGGUCUGGUGAAGACCCAGAGCCCGAAGUGCAGUCUGAUUAACAGGCAUCCCAAGCAGUGACUCAAACCAUCGGCAAUUUUAGAGGAAGCUCGUUAUGGUGACUCCACAAUUAGGACCUCGGCCCACGUGGCCAGUCAGUCCUGUGGGAGGCUGGACCAAGCACUAUAUAAAAGUCCCCACCUCGCUGGGCUCCGCAAUCCACGUCCUUUGCCGAGUGUUGUUGAAGAUCAGGUAAGUGGGAACAUCUGUGCCUGCCCUCCCUGUUGCUCUGUCUUUAGGAGGCCACUGUCCUGUUCCUCCCAGGACUGUACUUUCUACUGAUUUUCAAGUGGUUUUCCAUUUCUUGGGCCUCUGAAACUAUCCUGUGCACUCUACCUAGUCUCUUGCACCUGAUUUUCAAAAGGAUUAGUCAAACAGAUGAGAAGCAGAAGACCUAUGUUAGGACUCGUGUUUGGGGCUAUGGCUAUGCAGACAAAGGCCAUGAGAACGUCCCCACCUAGGAGACAGGUGUCAGAGGGAGCCACGGUAGGGAUGGAAAACAGAAAGGAAUAAAAAGCAGCUGUGAUAUGAGUUCUUAGAUUCUAAUAAUCACUCACUCCUCCUUCCCCUCUCUCAACCCGUCAUCCUCCACUUCCCAGCCUGGCGAUUUUAAUGUAGAUAAUUUCAAAUCUUGUGCUUGUUUCAGAUUCUGCAAAUCAUCCCAGGAUGUCCUUUAGUGAGCAGCAGUGCAAGCAGCCAUGCGUGCCCCCUCCAUGCCUUCAAAAGGCCCAAGAGCAGUGCCAGGCGAAGGCUGAGGAGCUGUGCCUCCCCACGUGCCAGGACCCCUGCCAGGAGAAGGGCCCGGUGCAAGCUCAGGAGGUGUGUCUUCCUCAGUGCCAGGAGCUAAGCCAAGAAAACUGCCCACAGCAAAGCCAAGACCCUUGCCUACCUCAGUGCCAAGACCAAUGUCCGCCUCAGCACGUAGAGCCAUGCCAGGAGCCCUUCCAGACGAAAUGUGUGGAGGCUUGCCCACAGAAGGUCCAGGAGAAGUGCUCACCCCCUGGCAAGGGAAAGUAGCUGCUCGUGUGCCGUCUGGGGUCAAGAAGACGGCCAACAGAUGACACCCCAACCCCAGCCCACGCUCUGGUGACCUUCCUCUGCUGGUAGCUCUGUAUGCAAUGCACCUUCUUGCCUCCUGGCUGUCUCAGUAUUCCAGGACUUGGUCUGUGUCUCUAAAGACAGUUCUCCCUGUUUGUCACCCACCUCUGUGAGGAAGAGUUGUUCUCAGCAGUCUGACGGAAGAUCUUAAAUGUAGGAAUGGUGUGAUUGCCAGGGGAGACAACAGGAGCCCAGCGCAGCUGCCUUGGGACAAAAACUCCCCCAGGCCUGAGUGUGUAACAGCCGAGGAUGCCUUCAUUCACCUUUCAGAGUGUCAGGCUCUCAUUCAAGCCUCAAAACAAACUGAAUUUCUAUGGACUUUCCACCUGUCACCACCACCACCACCGGCAUUGAGAAGAGGUGGUGGUAUUGCAAAAGUCAAAAAUUGGGUCAUUUCGUCUCUGCAUCCUAAAAAGAACAGCAAAUGGUUAGACAUUGAAAUGUUCAUUGUGCCUUUAGAAAAUGAACCAAAAGUAUGUAAAUGAUUGAAUCUAAACGACCAAUAAGAUGAGACGACCAAUAAGACCAAUAAGAUCUAAAUGACCAAAGAUGAGAUGGAUGUUGGGGUCCUUGUUAAUCUUUGUGCUUGAUAGCUGGCCUGCUGCGGGCCCUUAGUUUUCACCGUGUAUGUUCUUUAGAGACGUGACCUGUGUCUGUGCGAUCCAGGCUGGUCUGUUCUCCAGCUUUCUUGCCUUCUUCUCCCUGGUGAAGAUAAAAUACAUAAUAAAGCUGAUCCUAAGG